UGUGGGGAGAGAUGAUCACGACUGCAGAGGAUCGAGAGAGGAUCACGAGAGGAUGCCCCAGCCAGCGCACAGCCCCCCAGCGGCGCACCCCGGAGACACAGCGCCCCCGUCCAGGAAGCGCAAGAGGAAGCAGAGACCCGUCUUCAGCUGUGCAGAGUGUCGCAGGCUCAAGCUCAAAUGCGACCGCCAGGUACCGUGCAACAACUGCGUCAGGAGACAAUGUCAUACCAUCUGCCCCGAGGGGGUGCGCAUCACCCGGCAGUAUCUUGCCAGCUCCGACUCUGAGCUAGCCACACGUCUUGAACAUCUGGAAGGGAUCGUAUCCCGUCAUGGGCUUGAACCUAUACCAGAGCGGGGGCGGAGCAAGUCAUCUACAAAAAGGAUCUCCUCGCCCUCCCCCUCAGCACGGGAUCUACAAGAGCCACCUUCUGGUUCUGCGAACGCUUCCUCAGGUCCGAGAGCGGACCAAGACCCGACCCCUCGCAGGACCUCGGCUCGCCCUACGUUUGAUUUCGAGACAGCCUCCUCCACCUCUGCCGCCAGGAAUGAACCCCCGGGACAGUCUCCCAUCACGAUUUCGCCAUACCCAUCCCACCCUUUUCAAUACGAUAUCCCCGAACAUUCGCCCGCCCCGGGCGCACAGCCGCUGUCCCCAUUUCCCUCUCGAGCUUCACAGAUUUCCCCACAUGUUCACGAUGGGACAGGAGAGAAUAAAGAGACCAUCAAACACUCUCCAGAUAUGGACACGGAGGGGGAACAGAGCCACGGGACGCUUGUCAUCAGUCAUGGAGGGAGAAGCAAGUAUCUGGGUCCGACAGCGGCGAGCGAGUGGCUCCGAGAUCAAGAAACGCGACAUGACGAAGCAGGAUCCAGCGAUGUGUCCCGUGAAACUUCCCCAGAGCUUUCAGGAGUGUCUGUCCCAUCGGUCGGACGUCAAACACAUAGGGCAAUCGGUUCGCAUACCUUUCCGUUCACGACCUAUCGAAACACAGAUCGAUCAUGGUCAAGACACGAUAUAUUGGCCAAAUUGCCAGAUAAAGAGUACGCGGAUAUGCUAGUGGACAGCUACUAUCGUACAUUCAGCUGGCACUACGACAUCUGCCCUCGCCCUGAAUUCAAACCCCUAUACCAAACAGCGUACAGACUGCAGGACAUGAGCAAGUCUUCUCCGCAGAACCUUCGUCAUGAGCGAAUGAAUUAUCAGGAUUUGGGCCUUGUAUUCAUGAUACUGGCUUAUGGGACGCUGCAGUGUCUAGAACUACCGCCUGAUGAUCCCACGGCAUACGAGCUAGCUGCUGCGGCCCAGAUCGCCUUGACCAAGGGCAAUCUCCUGUCCAAACCCUCUCUAUCGGGACUGGAAGCCCUCCAUAUACUGGCGCAUUUUGGUAACGCAUCGGAGGAAGGCAGGAGUGGGGACGCUGCGUGGCCUAUAUGGGGCCUUGCUAUGAGAUUGAUCCAGGCGAUGGGUCUGCAUCGCGAUGGGGCAAAGUGGAAUUUACCCCCGGAUGUAGUCGAAGCACGACGUCGGGUAUUCUGGGAAUGCCAUGCCUCUGAUAUCUAUAUUGCGAACUGCAAUAGUCGCCCGAAUACACUCGGCCCUGGCGUCUACGAUACAGCCAUCCCGACUCAACCGCCGGGGGAGUUGGAAAAGAACUAUAUGACCUUGAAGUGGGAGUUUAGUGAAAUCGCUGCUUCAACUGUUCGCUUGUCAACGAGUAUACGGGCUCCGCCCUACUCCACAGUGAUGGAAGUUUCCAAGCAGGCGCUGGACUUUGAGAGACAAGUGCCCUUCGAUCUGCGGUGCCGGCCGGCUUUACAGGCUUUGCCAGGUGUAUACCCCGACCCUCAAGCUGCUAUCGACGAUAGCCCGGAUAUCAAUUCCAAGCAGAUACACAAGACUCUACGGAGAACGUUUCUCUUCAUCUCUAUAUCCGAGACUCUUCUCUUUCUCCAUCGGCCUUAUUUUGUGCGCGCGCUCUUGGGAGCGUCUUCCGAUCCGUCUCAGUCAAUGUACGCGCCUUCCUAUCUUACAGUGAUCGAGAGAUGCAAUGCCAUCAUCCAAUGCGUUGUAGUCGUAUACAAGCUUCAUCCAAAUGUUUCCGCUCGACAAUGGCCACUUUGGUAUCACUCGUUCAACUGUGCAGUGUCCAUGGGAUCCUUGGUCCUGAAAUCGCCUCAAAACUCUCUUUCUGAACUCGCCUUCUCCCUGCUCGAGACUGUGAUCAGAUUGUUCACAUCCGCUGUCCAAGCUGGCUCCUCACCUCGGCUUACCGCCAACCUCGAGUGGCUGACUCGUCUUCACCAUCAAUGCCAGCAGGCUGUCAAUGCCGUUCGACAUGGUGGCUCUCGUCUAGAACCGUCACUGACAGACCAGAAAGACCUUGAGGAUCCGGAAAAUCUUCUGGGGUGGAGGACGAGGCUGGUUGAGCGGGCGUCUGCUCGCGGACAAGUGGCUACUAGCAUCUCGCAAGCAUCAUCUGCCCCGCCAUCGAAUGCUAGCCCUGAUCAACAGGCGCCUUUGAUGAAUGGGCCGCUGUCUUUCAUGUCUCAACCUGCUUCAGGUGGCGUCCCGCAUGGAGUCGCAGCGUAUGACCUUGCCUUGAAUGAUAACGGUAAGAGCGUUGCCGAUACUAUCGAGGGACAGGGUGGAUCGAGCAACGAGGCAUUCACAAACAACUUUCUUCAAUCGUUUUGGGAUCCAAUGCUCCAGCAAGAUGCUCCGAUCGUCGAAGACGAAACGUGGAAUUCGCUGCAGUCGGUCAAUUGGUGGGAUUGGAAUAUGAACUGGGGCCAAGCAGGAGGUAGCGGGGAACCGUCUCAAGUGUAUCCGUUCGGAUCGACAUGAUGUAAAAUGUGAAGUAGUGUACGAUGUAGAGUAUGAUGUGAACG
This is a messenger RNA of Cryptococcus amylolentus CBS 6039, 2889 nucleotides long. RefSeq lists its product as hypothetical. The transcript is spliced from 15 exons. Gene Ontology annotation, biological process: regulation of DNA-templated transcription; DNA-templated transcription. NCBI's taxonomy places the organism in Eukaryota, Fungi, Basidiomycota, Tremellomycetes, Tremellales, Cryptococcaceae. The record is from RefSeq and is a predicted model, not a curated record. Gene Ontology annotation, molecular function: zinc ion binding; DNA binding; DNA-binding transcription factor activity, RNA polymerase II-specific. The coding region runs from base 53 to 2845 and encodes 930 amino acids.